AUGAACUCGACAGUGUGUGUGAUCGAGGCGAAUCCAGAUGUCACGGGCGUCGGGAUCCGCGCAUCCAUAUACGCCCUCUGCCUUGGCGGAACAGUCGUGAGCUAUCUCCUUCGCGUGUUAUCACCAGGAGAAGAUGAAGCCGAGUUCUCGCGCGGCGUCUCCUCUGCCCUAGGCAUGCAAGGCCUAGCACUCCUUUGCACGGCAAUAUACCAAACCUUCCGCACCGAGCUGACCCUCUUCCACGCCAUCUGUGUGGUCCAUCUCCUCGCUCUGCUGGGUAUGGAUAUAAUUAGCAAAGGCCGAUACGCCGGGUUUGGGCCUUGGCGCUUAUGGUUCUUUGCGGUGAUCCAAAUCAUAGCCUUAGCCGCUUUCAUCGCCUUUAAUGUCUACCUCUGGGUCACGGCGCCGCAAUUUGGGGCCCAACCGACUUGUAACCCAGAUACGGUGUACGUUGUUUUUGGUGUGAGCAUCAAGGCUACUUCGCCUGUCUUCCGGUAUAUUAUUCUGGGCUCACUUGGGUCUAUUGCCGCGGGUUUCGUCCUUGUCUUUACAUACGCCGAGGAGCAUGAGCGGUUACAUGGACAGGCUUUGCGCAAUUACACAUUGAAUAGGCUGGCUUACUUCGGUCUCUGCAUCUAUCUGAUCGUGUCACUGGAACAGACGAUCCAGCGCAACAACCUCGACCCGGAGGAAAGGGGAUGGACAUUCGGACAGGUUAUUGCGAUCUUCUUGUUGCUCGGUGUCGCGAACGAGCUAUUCAAUGUCGUGCUCGCAAAAUGGGACCGCAAACUUGCAGGCGAACAAGAAGGGAGCCAGGAGCUGGUGCAACACAGGCCGCCAUCUAGUGGAAAUUCAGCAAAUUCGGUACCGAGGUUGGUAGUUUAA
Molecule: messenger RNA, 885 nt
Organism: Penicillium atrosanguineum
Lineage: Eukaryota; Fungi; Ascomycota; Eurotiomycetes; Eurotiales; Aspergillaceae
Exons: 3
Coding region: 1-885 (294 amino acids)
Source: RefSeq, a predicted model, not a curated record